Messenger RNA from Limulus polyphemus (Atlantic horseshoe crab), 543 nucleotides. RefSeq names its product polypeptide N-acetylgalactosaminyltransferase 5-like. The record is from RefSeq and is a predicted model, not a curated record. The coding region runs from base 1 to 411 and encodes 136 amino acids. Gene Ontology annotation, cellular component: Golgi apparatus. Lineage: Eukaryota; Metazoa; Arthropoda; Merostomata; Xiphosura; Limulidae. The transcript has 2 exons.
AUGUGGACUUGUACAGUUUAUGUAAUCAGUUACAUCAAGGUAUUGUGUUUUCAACUUGAAAAACAAAUUCUGUUUCAGAUAAAGAAUGUGGAAUCUGAGGGUUGUUUGGACACGUUUGGCCGUAAGAGUGGUGAAAAUGCAGCCAUGGGUUCUUGUCAUGGAUUGGGUGGAAACCAGGUUUUUGCAUACACAAAAAGACAACAAAUAAUGUCUGAUGACAACUGUUUGGAUGCAGCAUCAGUUGAUGGGCCUGUUAAGCUUAUAAGAUGUCAUGGAAUGGGAGGAAACCAGAUGUGGAAAUAUGAUGAAAAGGUAAUAAAGUUUAGAAUGACUUCACUUAUCUCUCAAUGCAAUGGGAUCCAGAUAUUGGAGUUCAUUCAGCAAACAGCAUUCACCUGUGUAAUUGACUGAUGUUGGUGUACAGUCAGUCCACAUGAUUCACCUGUGUAUUUGACAGAUGUUGGUGUACAGUCAGUCCACAUGAUUCACCUGUGUAUUUGACAGAUGUUGGUGUACAGUCAGUCCACAUGAUUCACCCGUGUA